Molecule: messenger RNA, 492 nt
Organism: Gossypium raimondii (Peruvian cotton)
Lineage: Eukaryota; Viridiplantae; Streptophyta; Magnoliopsida; Malvales; Malvaceae
Product: secreted RxLR effector protein 161-like
Exons: 1
Coding region: 1-492 (163 amino acids)
Source: RefSeq, a predicted model, not a curated record
AUGGACAGGGUUCUUGGAAAAUUUAGCAAUGAUAAUUCCGGUAUAGCCAGAACUCCAAUAGAUACGAGCCAACAUCUGUCCGAAAAUAGAGGUAAAAGCGUUAACCAAGUGGAAUAUGCCAGGGUCAUAAACAGUCUAAUGUACCUUAUGAGCUAUACUAGACCAAAUACUGCUUCCACCGUGAGCAGUUUAAGCAAAUUCACAAGCAAUCCGGGGGGAAACCACUGGAAAGCAAUUGUGAGGAUACUGAGAUAUCUUAGAUAUACUUGGGACUAUGGAUUACAUUAUUCCAGAGAUCCUACUAUUUUAGAAGGAUUCUCAGAUGCCAACUGGAUAUAUGAUAUUCAAGAUGCCAAAGGCACAAGUGGAUAUAUCUUUAAAUUGGGAGGAGGAGCUUUGUCAUGGAAAUCCUCAAGACAAAUGAUUAUAAGCAGAUCCGCAAUAGAAUCUAAGUUUGUAGCUCUAGAAAAAUCUAGAGAAGAGGUAGAAUGA